CAUCAUGCACAACCCACUUGGACUCGGUUGAAAAUUUGAAAUCUCGUUCUUCUUCAUCUCGACUCAAAUUUUCGUUGAGUCCAUCUUUUUGUUUGUUCCAAAUAUUCAUCUUUCCCGCUCGGAUUGGGAAUUCCGAAUUCGAUUCCAUGUCUACAGUACAACGGGAAGAUGACGAGGAAUGGGAACUAAUAAACGACGAUGGCUUUGUAUACAAGCGCAAGAAGCGGCCACGCCUCGACCCCACCUCCUCCGCCGCACCUCUGCAGCCGCCAGAUCCGGCUGUGGAAGAGAAAAACCGUCGUCGGAGGAAGAAAAGGGCUCUCCUCAAACUCAAAGACAAGUAUUUGAAAGAAAUCCGCCAGUGGGAGCUUUUGUCGAACACAAUGAAGGAAAUGCAAGAAAACGCCAAUGUACAAAUGCAAAAGCGUCGAGAAGUGGAUUCCACGAGACGUUUUGACGAAGCCAGUAGUUCAAUUUUACCGUCGGCACAGUCCACGUCGGGUUCUACCCACCGGCGACUCAUUGACGAUCUCUUCUCUCAGGCUGAGGCACAAGAGGCGAUAAUUCGAGACGUCUCGAAUCUGUGCGAUUUAGCAGAAGCAUUGUGCAGUGCCCAAGAAGAGAGAUUGAAGCAGCAAUUCACUGACCUUCCGAUUUGGGAAUCAUCGCCACGCGAGCUCAUUGAAGCAUUAACUAAACAGUAAUAGGUUUGUUCUAGGAAUUUGUAUCAUCUAUCCAAGACAAAUGUUUCAACCGUAGGUGCAGUUAGGGUUUGUGAUUGAUCUUUUUCAAGAAUUUUGUUGCCUGUUCUUGUGCUUACAAAGGCUGCAAAGAAAUGGGGGGAGUGAGAUGAGAUAUUUGUAUUUUGAUAAAGUUAUUUUGUAAAUUUGAGAUGAAAUCUGGGAUUCCAAAUCGCUA
Olea europaea var. sylvestris is the source of this 918-nucleotide messenger RNA. RefSeq lists its product as uncharacterized. The transcript has 2 exons. Lineage: Eukaryota; Viridiplantae; Streptophyta; Magnoliopsida; Lamiales; Oleaceae. Bases 147 to 704 code for a protein of 185 amino acids. The record is from RefSeq and is a predicted model, not a curated record.